This is a messenger RNA of Polyodon spathula (Mississippi paddlefish), 2333 nucleotides long. Its product is annotated as cyclic AMP-responsive element-binding protein 3-like protein 3. The record is from RefSeq and is a predicted model, not a curated record. Gene Ontology annotation, molecular function: RNA polymerase II cis-regulatory region sequence-specific DNA binding; DNA-binding transcription factor activity, RNA polymerase II-specific. Gene Ontology annotation, cellular component: nucleus. Gene Ontology annotation, biological process: regulation of transcription by RNA polymerase II. Bases 90 to 1523 code for a protein of 477 amino acids. The transcript has 10 exons. Lineage: Eukaryota; Metazoa; Chordata; Actinopteri; Acipenseriformes; Polyodontidae.
UCUUGUUGGAAGGAGGAUACAGAAAGGUAGACUUCAACCAGCAAGAACAGCGAUUAGAAAGAGACACGUUUGUGUAGUUCUUACAGAAGAUGUUGAGUUCUAAAAAGAUGUCCUAUACCCAGGACUUCCCCGAGAUGGAAAGCACAGAUCUGUUGGGACUGCUGUUUAACGAUGAGAGUGCUGGUAAUGAGGAUGUCCUCGCUGAUGGGGCCAUGCUGAUGGAGGAAUGGGGUCUUUCGGAGCAAGAUAUGCUGAAUGGCAUUGAAACAGAAGACUUCUUAAAUUCCAUUUUGGGCCAUUUGGAAGAUGAGCCAUCUACAUUACAGUCCUGGUCUCCCCAGGGCAGUGACAGCGGGAUAUCUGAGGAUAACAAUAACUGGAACAGCCCUUCCAGCAGUGACAUCACACCAUCACCCAGUCCCAAGUUCUGUGAACAGCCAGUCAACAGCCCUGAAUUUCAAACCAACACCGAGGUCAUACAGACAGACCAUAACUAUUCCCUGAACCAAGACCAGCAGAGCACCAGCGACACUCUGCAGAGCAUACGAACGGAGCAUCCUGAAGCAGAUGUGUCCAUCGAUUUUGAUGACUGGGAAUCACAGUAUGUGGAUGAAGAUUACUCCAGUGAAACCCCUGUCUCUCUCGCAAUGGAAGAUUUCUCUCAGUCUGAUAAGGAAUGCCAGAUCCAGUUUCAAUUCAAGGAACUGGUUCUAACAGAAGAAGAAAAGAGAAUUAUGGGAAAGGAAGGGAUUUCAAUACCAACUAAUUUGCCCCUCACAAAGGGUGAGGAACGCAUGCUGAAAAGGGUCAGAAGAAAGAUCCGCAACAAGCAGUCGGCCCAAGAGAGCCGCAAGAAGAAAAAGCACUAUGUGGAUGGGCUGGAAAGCAGAGUUGCUGUCUGCACAGUUCAGAACCAGGAGCUACAGAAGAAGGUGAAUCAGCUACAAAAGCAAAACCUGACUCUUAUUGAGCAGUUACGGAAGCUUCAGGCACUGGUGAAGCAAACAACAAUGAAAACAACCACCUCAAGCACCUGCAUCAUGGUGUUCCUGUUGUCAUUUUGCCUGAUUGUAUUCCCAAGUGUGAACCCGUUCGGUGCAAGCGGGCGCCAGAAGGAACUGUACACCCCUUCAGGAGUUAUUUCAAGAAGCCUUCGUUCUCUUUCUGGUGUGGAAACCAUUAAAGAUGAACGAGCAACAACAAAUUACCUUGAUGCUGCUGAGAAGGAUCUGAUAUUAAAUGUGGAAAUCACAAAAUCUGUGCUGUCUGGAGGGCUAAACCGCACAUUGGAGGUUCAAAAAGUGGAAAAAGCAGAAUCAGAAUCCGCAGUUAACAGUAACUCCUCCUCCGACUUGCCUUCACAAGCCAAAACCAAGCUGUCGCCGGAAGGAGAAAGACCCCUCAGCCCUGGAAAUGAGGCGGUGGAGUAUACAAUGACUGCUUCCACAGUGAACAAGGAAGACUGGCUCGACCACAAAACCACAACUGUAAUAAUCCAGCAACAUCACUCGGAUGAAAUGUAACAAGGACUGUUCCUGCUCCAGUUUUCAAAUAACAGUUUAGUCAGUCAAACCAUACACUGUAAGCAGAAUGUUAUAUAUUCCCUUGUAGCAAGGGUUUCCAUGCGACUUAUUUAAUGUGAUGAACAUGAAGCUCUUACUGUUGUAUAGUAUACUGUGUUCAGGUGAUGCAAACUUUAAAAAUAUUGGGAAACAAUAUGGCCCUGUGUUUUAUAGAAAGAGUACCUUUUAAGAUAAUCCAUGUACUUGCAUCAUUACUUACAUAUUUGUGUCUGUUUAUUAUCCCAUGGUAUGUUUUUUUUUUUGUUUGCUUUUUUUUAUAAUUUGACAUUUAUUGCUUAUGGCAUGUUUAAUAAAGUCACAAAGACUUAUCUAAUGAUGUCAGAAUAAAAAAUGACCACUAGGGGUGUUCAACAAGGUUGGUAUUCAUUUAAGUAAUUAUUAUUAUUAUUUUUAUGUUAAUAAUAUGAACCAUAUGAAUAAUGUGUUACAAUGAAAUUUUUUGUUAUUGUUUUUUUAUUGUUGUAUUAUUAGUAAUGUUGGAAGAAAACGCUAUGACCUGUAGAGUCAGUGACUGCAUUUUGUGGGGGGGAAAAAGAGGUCAUGUACAGCACUAUGCAGGAUUUGCACAGCUAAAGCUUACUGUUGUUACCUGUAGCUAUAAAUAUAUCCUUACUGUGUUUCUAUGUAGUGCGCACUGUGUUACUAUUAUAUAAUCGUCUGGUGGCUGUGAAUGUCAUUGCUAUGCUAUUGAUUGUACUGCUGUACUGUUUAAUUUGUGUCUUUUUUAAAUAAUAAUAAUAAAAUAGAGUG